UCAGCUGGUACUGGAGUUGUGUCUCAGUGAGAGCACAGCUGAACUUGUGAGCAACCUGCCUCACCUGGACAAAAUCCAUUAUUUGACAGAAUACGCUGUACACAAAGAGAGUAAUGAUGAUGAGUUGGAGGCUACAGAGUCUAACUUUGUGGAGUUGGUCCAAACCCUGCUGGAAGACCCGUCUGAGCGGGAGCACUUCUUCCAGGAGGUGUUCCCAGCACACUAUGGCCCUCGGUAUGACACCGCACUGCAGGUACUGGUGUGGGAGUUCCUCUCCAGACUGGAGGAGCUGCUACCUGUACCAGACUUCACACAGACAGCAGCAUGGUUUGGUGAUGCCCCCUCUGUUGUGGAGGAAUGUGGAAGCACCAUCUUUGACACUGAAGAGCUGAAGACUCUUCUGCAGCACCAUCAGCAUCAUGGAAACCUGAAAAGAGGUUAUUUCUCUUACUACACUGCAGAUACCAUCCUGUCCACACUUUCCCUCCCUCCAACAAUAAGAGUUGUCAUUAGCUCUGAGCAGGCCAGCUCUGACAAAACAAGGUCAUGCUCCGAUGGAGAUGAAUGCUUAAAGAAUGGGAUAGAGAGAGAUGCAGAAGGACCAUUUAAUUGGGGCAGAGAUGAGGAGGAAGAGGAUCAUUUUUAUUUAGAGCAACAAGAGCAGAUUAAUGUUUUACCUGCAGAGAAUUCUGGUCCGUGUAUCCCAGUACCCAGCAACGGAUUGAAUAGCGACAUGGAAUCCCAGGUCCUCGCCUGCUCCCUCUGCUCAUUCUCUCACAGUGAUAUGGCAAAACUCCACCAGAACAUCAGGACUAGGCACCAAGGAGAUGAACAGAAGUGUCAAGACUCUGAAGAAUCUGGGACUGAAAACCUUCCCUCAAGCACAACGAUUAUCCCCUAUAGACCCAAUAACAUGACUCUAAGCUGCCCUCAUUGUGGGAAUGUUUACCAAAACCUCAACUCUCUGAAAAAACACAUAAGAAUUCACACAUUUCCAUUCUGUUGUAACCAGUGUGAGAGAAGAUUUUCUAACAGAUUAGGUCUGAAAAGACAUCAGCGAGCUCACACAGGGGAAAGACCAUUCAAAUGCUCUCACUGUGACCGGAGAUUCAUGUGUGCAUAUUCACUCAAAAUGCAUGUACGCACACACACUGGGGAGCGUCCCUACUCUUGCACUAUUUGUGGGAAAACAUCUGUCCAACAUCUAGCAAGACACAUGCGGAUGCAUGCAGGGGAGAAAAACUAUUUAUGUAGCAUCUGUUGUAAGGCAUUCCUUAGCUCAGGAGAACUGAGGCUGUAUACACGAUCGCACACAGGAGAAUGUCCCUACACCUGUGAACAUUGCGGAAGGGGUUUCAAAGCAGCAUGCCAUCUUCAGAUUCAUAUACGAAGAUUUCACACAGGGGAGAGUCCAUACCCCUGCACCCUAUGCACAAAACGUUUUGUCAUUCUCAGGGAACUUAAAAGACACAUGUUAAUUCACACGGGUGAGAAAGGUCACAAGUGCUCCAAGUGUGGGAAGAGUUUUUCUUUAAAGGAAUCUCUGAUAACACAUCUUAAAAGUCAUGGAUUUUAAGACGUUCUAGACAGAUCAUAUUUGCAUAAAGUCUUUCCCCCACAGGUCAGGCGUUAUGGGUGGGUCUUAGAGGGCCUACUGUACCUCUUUUCCCAUCCAAAUAUAGAAAUAUUUAUCAUGUUUUUUUACCCCUUUUUUCUCCCCAAUUUCGU
Molecule: messenger RNA, 1728 nt
Organism: Oncorhynchus masou masou (cherry salmon)
Lineage: Eukaryota; Metazoa; Chordata; Actinopteri; Salmoniformes; Salmonidae
Product: zinc finger protein 239-like
Exons: 6
Coding region: 734-1576 (280 amino acids)
Biological process (GO): regulation of transcription by RNA polymerase II
Cellular component (GO): nucleoplasm
Molecular function (GO): DNA-binding transcription repressor activity, RNA polymerase II-specific; RNA polymerase II cis-regulatory region sequence-specific DNA binding
Source: RefSeq, a predicted model, not a curated record